AUAAACUUGCGAGGGUUGGAUGGCAUUCAAGGCCCUGUUUAUGUUGGUACUGGAUGUGUCUUCAAUAGAACGGCUUUAUAUGGUUAUGAGCCUCCUAUUAAACCCAAGCAUAAAAAGCCUGGAUUUGUUUCUUCGCUUUGCGGUGGAGAUAGAAAGAAGAGCUCGAAAUCUAGCAAUAAGAGCUCUAAAAAGAAGAAAUCUAGCAAGAAUGUUGAUCCAACUGUGCCCAUCUUUAGCCUAGAGGAUAUAGAAGAAGGGGUGGAAGGUGCUGGAUUUGACGAUGAGAAAACACUACUCAUGUCACAAAUGAGCCUUGAGAAAAGGUUUGGUCAGUCUGCUGUUUUUGUUGCCUCUACACUUAUGGAAAAUGGCGGUGUUCCUCAAUCUGCAACUCCAGAAACUCUCCUCAAGGAGGCAAUUCAUGUUAUCAGUUGUGGUUAUGAAGAUAAAUCAGAAUGGGGUAGUGAGAUUGGAUGGAUCUAUGGUUCUGUCACAGAAGAUAUUCUUACUGGAUUUAAGAU
Cicer arietinum (chickpea) is the source of this 521-nucleotide messenger RNA. The record is from RefSeq and is a predicted model, not a curated record. NCBI's taxonomy places the organism in Eukaryota, Viridiplantae, Streptophyta, Magnoliopsida, Fabales, Fabaceae.